Messenger RNA from Naegleria fowleri, 495 nucleotides. RefSeq lists its product as uncharacterized. The record is from RefSeq and is a predicted model, not a curated record. The transcript is spliced from 2 exons. Bases 1 to 495 code for a protein of 164 amino acids. NCBI's taxonomy places the organism in Eukaryota, Heterolobosea, Eutetramitea, Acrasida, Naegleriidae.
AUGAUUACUAUUCCACACAUUGUCAAUCUCGACCUCACUGGUCAAUGGAGAGAGAAUGGCGAAGGUACUGGAAGAGUUGCCACUGGAAUUGCUGUUCCAAAGGUCAACUCAUCCGAAUUUGCUGUUGUCUUGACUUUUGACGAUUCUGUUCUUUGGUUAUUGAAGCCAUCUCCAGAUCACAACCAAUUGCACGGACCAAGUGAUACUUUCACAAGAGUUCAUCCAUUGGUUGCUGAAGCUCCCUUCGGUACUUACCAAGAAAAGAGCGGAAAGGUUUGGCAAGUGACAGCCUCUGGCCCAACUUCAUUCGUUUUGCACAAUCAACAAGAUGGUAGAAAUGCUGAUGGUUACUUCUCAAGAGAUCCAACCAAUGGAAUGUACACUGUUUUCAUCAACUUCCAUAACAAUGGACAAGAUCACUUGUUGAAGGUUGUCACCAACACUUUGACUUCCUUGCCAUUGAGCAAUGGUGAUGUCUUUACCAAGAUUAAUUAA